UCUCUCUCUCUCUCUCUCUCUCUCUCUCUCACAGCUUCUUCGUCUCCUCUCUACUUAGUUUUUUUUUUUUGUUCCCCCAAAUUUUUGUUCACAAAAUUAUCGCUAAAUCAAUGGCGAUGUUAAGGGCGGCGAAGCGAGCGAUCGGGGUUUUGGGGCCGGCGAAUGCGCAAAUCGCUUCAGUGUCGAGGAAACUUCAUGCCUCCCCUGGGAGCAAGAAGAUAGUUGGGGUAUUCUACAAGGCCAACGAGUACGCCGACAUGAACCCAAACUUCGUGGGGUGUGUCGAGCACGGCCUGGGAAUCCAGGACUGGCUCGAAUCGCAAGGCCACCAGUACAUCAUCACUGACGACAAGGAAGGCCCGGAUAGUGAACUCGAGAAGCAUAUAUCCGACAUGCACGUUCUCAUAACCACUCCCUUCCAUCCAGCCUACGUCACGGCUGAGAGAAUAAAGCAGGCAAAGAACCUCCAGCUCCUUCUCACCGCCGGCAUCGGCUCCGACCACAUUGACCUAAAUGCUGCUGCCGAUGCUGGAUUAACUGUCGCGGAAGUCACUGGGAGUAACGUGGUAUCAGUAGCAGAAGACGAGCUGCUGAGGGUUCUGAUUCUCAUGCGCAACUUCUUACCUGGGUACCAUCAGGUUAUUAAUGGCGAGUGGAAUGUCGCGGCUAUAGCAUAUAGAGCGUAUGAUCUCGAGGGUAAGACUGUCGGAACUGUUGGAGCUGGGCGAAUCGGGAAGCUUCUGCUGCAGCGGCUAAAGCCGUUUGGCUGCAAUUUGCUCUAUCAUGAUAGGAUUAAGAUAGACCCUGGGCUAGAGAAGGAGAUUGGUGCAAAAUUUGAGGAGGAUUUAGAUGCAAUGCUACCGAAGUGUGAUGUAGUCGUGAUCAACACCCCUCUUACCGAGAAAACAAGAGGCCUGUUCAACAAAGAGAGGAUUGCGAAGAUGAAGAAGGGUGUGAUCAUCGUGAACAAUGCGCGAGGAGCGAUCAUGGAUACUCAAGCAGUCGUAGAUGCUUGUAACAGUGGACAUAUUGCAGGCUACGGUGGUGAUGUGUGGAAUCCACAACCAGCACCUAAGGAUCAUCCAUGGCGAUACAUGCCUAACCACGCGAUGACGCCUCACAUUUCUGGGACUACCAUUGAUGGCCAGCUGAGGUACGCAGCAGGAGUCAAAGACAUGCUGGAUAGGUACUUCAAAGGGGAGGAUUUCCCGGCACAGAACUACAUAGUCAAGGAAGGGAAACUCGCGAGCCAGUACCAGUGAUCAGAUCACAUCUGCACGCGUUCCUCUGCUGCUGCUUUUCCAUUGAACUGCGAGUGGGUUGUUCUUAACCUUCGAUAAACCCGGCGUAAUUGCUUUUGCUUCAUUAAACAGUAGUCCAUCAAGGCUUUUAAGUGUUGUAUAAAUAAAGAUCUUAGGUCAUCUAUGGUGACUGUUAACAAGAGUGUGUAUCCUUUGGUGGAUUGAACUGUUUGGACAAGGUUGCUUCUUUAUUGUAGUUGAUCAUGGUUGAAUCUUAUUAGUGCUCAAAUAUGCAUGAAUC
This is a messenger RNA of Ananas comosus (pineapple), 1542 nucleotides long. Its product is annotated as formate dehydrogenase 1, mitochondrial. The transcript has 7 exons. Bases 111 to 1262 code for a protein of 383 amino acids. Gene Ontology annotation, molecular function: formate dehydrogenase (NAD+) activity; NAD binding; oxidoreductase activity, acting on the CH-OH group of donors, NAD or NADP as acceptor. The record is from RefSeq and is a predicted model, not a curated record. Gene Ontology annotation, cellular component: chloroplast; mitochondrion. NCBI's taxonomy places the organism in Eukaryota, Viridiplantae, Streptophyta, Magnoliopsida, Poales, Bromeliaceae.